Molecule: messenger RNA, 2078 nt
Organism: Nicotiana tabacum (common tobacco)
Lineage: Eukaryota; Viridiplantae; Streptophyta; Magnoliopsida; Solanales; Solanaceae
Product: NDR1/HIN1-like protein 26
Biological process (GO): defense response to other organism
Cellular component (GO): plasmodesma; plasma membrane
Source: RefSeq, a predicted model, not a curated record
GAACAAAGUAUACUUUCCCCUGAGUUCAAGAAUCCAUAACAGUACUUUUCAAGGAUAUAGUAUUAUAUACCAAGAUUACAUAACUAGUUCUUCUUGAUUCUUUUCUUUCCUAAAAAGAUCUCAACAUCUCUUUAGACAUUACUUUAUGCUCAAUCCACCAAUUUUUCAGAGUUUAAAUUUGAAUAUAUAAUAUGUACUGUAAAACUGUUCAUGAUCAACCUCAGUUCCAUUCUCUUGAAAAACAAUGCAGUCUAGGCCUGAAUUACCUGUUUAUGGCCGCGAUGAAGAUCGCCCUAUAAGGCGACACCAUAGUGCUAGCUACUAUGCCCACAGGGUGAAAGAAAGUUUAACCACAAGAGUCUCAAAACUAGUAUGUUCUAUAUUCUUAGGCCUUCUUGCUAUUGUUGGACUCAUCACAUUCAUUUUAUGGCUAAGUCUUCGCCCUCAUCGGCCACGAAUUUUCCUCAAUGACUUCUCUGUUCCAGCUUUAGGCCAAGGAAUUGGUGGACCUGAAAAUGCACAAAUAAACUUCAAAGUCACAGCAAGAAAUUCUAAUCAAGGUAUUGGGGUUUACUAUGAUGCAAGUCAAGUGACAGUGUAUUAUCAAGAACAAAGUAUUGGAGGGUACCAAGUGUUGACACCAUUCUAUCAACAGCCUAAGAAUAGUACCAUUUUUGCUAGUAUGCUUAGUGGUUCAUCAUUGACAGUGACAGGGUCGCAGUGGAAGCAAAUGCAGAAUGAUCGAACGAGAGGGCCAGUGAUUUUUCGUCUUGAAUUAACAUCAACUAUAAGAUUUAAGAUUUCGUCGUGGAACAGUAAACGCCACAGGAUGCAUGCUAAUUGUCCUGUUGGAGUAGGACAAGAUGGCAUGAUAUUGCCUGCUUAUAUGGAUAAGAGAUGUCCAGUUUAUUUUAGCUGAUUUAGGAAGGGGAGCAUUCAUUUCAAAUCUUUUCCAUUUGUUAUCUUAUUCUUAUUGAUUUUUUCAUUUUUAGGAUUGUAUUUUACUAAUUGAACUGCAUUAUUUCUGAUAUAUAUGUUUCUUUAACAAAGUAUGACAAAUGGCAGUGGAAAAUGUACUUUAGAAUUGGCAUGUAAACCACUGUGGAGGUCGAAAUCUUCAAAAACUCGAUGGAGAAGAACGCAGCAAAGGCUUAACUAGAAAGCUCGAACUGUAUUUGUGUCGAUUUUCUAGUUCAUCCCUUUGAUAAUCUCAGCAAUAUACUAAACAAUAGCUAACGGACAUUCAGAAUAUUCGCUCGGACACGGGUGCGGGUGUCCGACACGGGUGCGGAUUUAGAGGUCGGAUCCUUUGAAAUGUAAAUUCUAAGAUUCGGGGAUACAGAUCCUAGUACGGAUCCGGGUGCGGGGAUCCGGCUAAAAAUAAUUCAAAAUAAAAUAAAAAUUAAAAAAUAUCUCUAAAUUAUGAGAAAUUUUAUGGAAUACUUACGUUAGCUUGUAAAGUGUGGAUUUCUUUUUUAUUCUCAAGUUGUAAACAAGUAAAGGAUUGAUUUCCUAAAUAAGUUAUGUUAUUUUCUUCAAAUUUACGCUUUUGGUUCUGAUUUCGGGAAUCAAAUUGUAUCUUGUCUCGAAUUUUUUCGUCCGUUGUGGUCAAAGUACCCAAGAUUGUUUGACCGGAUCCGGUACGGAUCCCAUACCCACACCCAUACUAGUGUCGUGUCGACACGGGUGCGGCACCUAAACUGCCAUGUCGGAGCAACUUAGCGUCAGAAGAUAUAGACAAAUCCAAAACUGCAGUUAUUUAACACUGGGAGUGAAGCACCGGGGGUAAUUUAAAGAUAUCAAGUUAACCAUCGAGACAGGCCAAAUAGAUGUUUUUUAAACAUGAUUUUGCUUUCGAAGGAGCAUGCAAUGUUUUAAAAGGUAAGAGGAACAACAAUUUCAUGUACAGAGACAUUUUUAAGCUAUCCAAAGAACACAUGCUCAACAUACAUAGGAGCAAAAGAAUACAAGUGAUAUGGAAAUAAUAGUCCCAGGGAUGGUUCACUGGGUGCACAUCAAAUGGCAUGCAUAGUCAUGAAUAAAUUGUUCAAAAUUUUGAGUUUACGAUUGGCAUUCAA